Molecule: messenger RNA, 2222 nt
Organism: Mytilus californianus (California mussel)
Lineage: Eukaryota; Metazoa; Mollusca; Bivalvia; Mytilida; Mytilidae
Product: zinc finger protein 235-like
Exons: 7
Coding region: 153-1895 (580 amino acids)
Cellular component (GO): nucleus
Source: RefSeq, a predicted model, not a curated record
AAAACUUUUUACGCGACUAGACACUUGUUUAUAAACUUAACGUAACUUUAAGAAAUUGGCAAAAAGUUAAACUUACAAUCGAAAGCUACGGUUAUAAAUGAUUUUUUAGUUAAAAGUGAAUUUAAAAAGAACAUUGAAAUUUUGUUUUCAAAAUGGAUUCGUGUGUUUUAAUACCAGAACAAUUUAGUUUAGUUUUGACAUUACAUCCAAACCCUAAGAACAUUUUAGAGAUGUCCGUAGCUGUAUGGAGCAAUACAUUUAUUCCUGCUGGAACAAUUUUCCGUCCGGACGAAGGUGUCUUCAAGUUGGACAAAAUAGAAGUGUUUUCCAAGCUUCCUGCAACUGAUAUACGUUACAAAUUUGGUUGUUAUGAUGAAAUCUGUGACGUUGAAAACAGAAAGGUGCGACAUUGUAAUUGGAUCCGAUUUAGCAAAUCUUCUGGAAACAUAAACGAUGUCAACUUCAUUGCUGCUAUUGUGAAAGACCAGCCUAUUUAUCAAACCAUCCGUCCAGUCAAACCAAACGAUGAAAUCGUCGUCUUCUUUGAUCAUGUAAAUAUCCAGUCUGAGGCAGACGACACGAUAGAAGAAAUCGACGUUGUCGGAGACGCAGACGAAUGUAUGGAAAGUAGUAUGAAGAUUGAGAAUGAGACGUCACCGGUUCUGAACAGUAACUCUUCCUUAGAGAUGUCUCGAGAAGAUGACUGCCGUUCUAGUUUGAGCGAUAUUACAAGCUGUGGUGAAGAUCAAGACGAACAGGCAAAAUCAGAAAGCACAGAAAUUCCCAGCUCUAGUCAUGAGAGUAGCUUAAAUUCCAGCAAGGACAUAUCCGCUUCUAGUCACAACAGCAGUGGGAUAAUAUCCAGUAAACCAACAGACUCUACUGAAUCAGACAUAACCAGCAGUAGCCCAGACUUUACGGAGAAACCAGUCAGGCGGAACAGAGAAAGAACGUGGCUACCAUGUGAAGUAUGUGGCAAACGAUUUGACCGUCCAUCUUUGUUGAAACGACAUAUGCGCACCCACACAGGUGAAAAACCCCAUGCUUGUGAUGUUUGUGGCAAAGCAUUCUCUACUUCUUCCUCCCUGAACACCCACCGCCGGAUUCACAGUGGAGAAAAGCCCCACCAGUGUAAAGUGUGUGGCAAACGAUUUACAGCAUCUUCUAACCUUUACUAUCAUAGAAUGACCCAUAAUAAGGAAAAGCCACACAAAUGUAACAUGUGCUCCAAGUCGUUCCCGACCCCAGGAGAUUUACGAAGUCAUAUGUAUGUUCACAGCGGAUCCUGGCCAUAUAAAUGUGAAAUCUGCAAUAGAGGAUUCAGCAAACAGACCAACCUUAAAAAUCAUUUAUUGUUACAUACAGGUGACAAACCUCAUGCAUGUUUAGUUUGUGGGAAGAAGUUUGCUCUUCAAUGUAACCUCAGGACUCACAUGAAAACACAUGAAAAUGACAGUCAAGAUGAAUGCUUAAAAUGUGGAAAAACCUUCACAGUCACAGACAAACAGGUUUUCACUGGGCGUUGCAUAGGAUGUUCGCAUGAUCAACAACUCUUGACAAAUUUCAGUAUAUCUCGUUUGACAGAAUCUACACCAAAGUGCUACAGCAAAAAUCUUAAUUCGAAUGACUUUAGAAGGACAUCAUCAUUGACGUCUCCUCAUUUCGAAAGAUCCCCUCCAUUUUCUUCAGCACAAUUUUUUACGACGCCAUCACACGUUACAGCAGCGCUGUCGCCAAUCACGGCUUUGAAUCCAAUUUUUACUGGAAUGGUACCAGGCUUUACUCCGGUUUCUUCUCGUUCUAGUGAAAAUCUAAAAUUAUACGGACAGUUUAUGUUGGAUGAACACGCACAAGGACGACAACUAUGGACAGGAGUACCCGCGCACGGAUAUUGAUCAAAUGUCUCUUCCUGUUAGUGCAAUAUGUGAAUGACGUACACAAACAAAUGAUAACUAAUAGUGCCAAAAACAAUUUCUUUGUAGAUAUCUUUUUAAUUGUAUUUUCUGUAGACAGUAUGUGCACUUCUACGCAACACAUAUGUAUAUUAGAAAUGUAUAUUUUAAUUUUAGUUCCAAAGGUAGACAGUUUUAAGUCGCACCUAUCAUUCUUCUGAUAUUUCUCUUUUCACUUCUACUUCUGAUGUAAAUAAACUGGUUUUUUUUUUAUAUUUUCCCGCUAUACCUUCAUUAUAUUUCACUAUAUCUUUUCUUUAUUUCCUCUCA